This is a messenger RNA of Trypanosoma cruzi, 3156 nucleotides long. RefSeq lists its product as uncharacterized. Lineage: Eukaryota; Euglenozoa; Kinetoplastea; Trypanosomatida; Trypanosomatidae. Gene Ontology annotation, cellular component: nucleus. Bases 1 to 3156 code for a protein of 1051 amino acids. The record is from RefSeq and is a predicted model, not a curated record. Gene Ontology annotation, molecular function: protein binding. The transcript has a single exon.
AUGAGCGGGGCUGGUGAGGAGGAGCAGCGCGUCGUGGCUUCGCCCCUACCCAACUUGCGGUUGCUGAAUCCCGCCGGAGCUUAUGUUCAGGGGGGCGCCGAUGCACGGCGGCAGCGGGGGAAUGUGGAUCACAACGAGGUGGCCCCUACAAUAUGGGGCGCAGCUGCUGCGGGGCCAAAAAUCCCGCGGCGGCAUUACAAGAGUGCGGCCUUAUGGCAGCGGUUCUCUCCGUCAGACCCACAAAUGCCAGAAGAAUGUUAUCGAUAUCAGCAACACUCGUGGGAUUUGCACGCCUCUGUGCCGGUUGCGCGGGUACAAAAUGUGGAGUUCCCGUUUUCUUCUCGUUUUCCUGAUUGUACGGGGAAUUCACUGUUGAGCUCCGUGGCAUCAUCAUCGAAGUGUCGUCUGUCGCCGAUUGGCACUAUGAAUGGCAAAUCGGACAAAUUUGUUCCUGUUGGUGGUGUUGUGCCGCAAGAUACAACUUCACGCCGUGCGCGGGUCAAAACGAGCGAGGAUCUUUUGUUUAGACAAUCGGGUCGUCAUGUGCCGCUUCCUGAGGCACGAGUCGUUCAUCCACAGGGAUUUCGUAUCCUUAAGGGCCGUAGUGCGGUGGAGCGGUCGUUGCGUAGCUACUUUCGUUUGCCUCCUGCACCGAGUUUGCGUCUUAUCCAAGAACGUUUGCGCACACAACGACAAUUGUUGGCCGUUGAAACAACGGAAGAUGAAGAGGAGGCACGAUUUUUUUUCAAUCUCAUGGAGGCCCCUCUACGGCAAUCCCAUGUUUUGCUUGACGGUUAUCUUCUUCUUUGCGCGAGCGGACAGCCAGAGCCGGAGGCGGUGGAGGAAGUAACGCUGCAGCAUACUCAUCUCGUUGGUGUCAUUGAGGACGACUUAACUCAUUUUCAGAACCUGCGCUUUCUUGAUGUGAGUGAGAAUGAGCUUCUGCUGGAGCACCUACUCUUUUUGACCGGUCUUGAGGUGCUGCAUCUCCCAUAUAACAAGAUUGACUCGUUAGCAGGCGUUGCACGGGUAGUCAUGGAGCAACGGCUGCAAUCCACAAAUAGUAGCAACGCUUACCUCAAUCGUGGCGGUGUCCGUGGAAGCGGUGUUGGUGCCAUGGACAGUGCGGUGCACGGCAGUAGAUCCAUUAGGAGUGCUGCAGCUUAUUAUGCUCAAGAAAAGAAAAAGACAACUAUUGACUCCAACGAUGGUGUACGAUGCCCUACACCAAUAAUGAGAGAACAGGAUGUCAAAAGCAAUUUUCAUGCGGCUGAGAACACCGGGUAUUACUCGCCACACCAAAAAACAGCGGGACUUCCUUGCCAACCUUCAGAGUGCAGUAUGCAUGAUGUUCUUUUGCCAAAAUUACAUGCUCUGAACCUUUCCUUUAACAAGAUACCUUCCUCGGACAUUUUGCAUCUAGCAUACUUUCCAUUUCUUGAAAAACUUGACUUGAGUGGAAAUAAUUUGCGCGUUUUGCCGGAAGACCUUGCGGAUCUUACAGGUGUGACACAUUUUGCACUUGAGCGAAAUCAUUUUCGAGAUGGCAAUACCGUCUUUGCAGCACUUUCUACAAUGCCGGCGCUUAUUGAGGUGAAUCUGAAUCAUAACGAACUGCGUCAUGUGCCACCGCUUUCCGUGAAAAAUGGACGUGGGCUUUGUUUUCCAUCAAUAGAGGUGAUUGGUUUGGGGUACAACCGUUUUAGAGGUGUGCGGAACGUGGUAGCGCUUACGGAGCUGGUGCGGACGUUACAACGGGUGAUGCUUGCAGGAAACCCCAUUGCGCGCAAAAGUAAAGAGCGUGGCGCGGCGCAUUCGGUCUUUGCGCAGGCGGUAAUGAAUCUUUACUGGGAGCAAGCCGGCCUGCAGACUCUCAACAAGGGUGAAUUUAGCACGAUGAAUCGUUUUAGCAACGACGUUCCAUAUGAAGACACGUCAAUGCUGCACACAAGGCAACAAUGUAAAAGUGAGACGGACAAUGAAAAAGAGAUGACCAGGAGUGAAUACCAUGGAUUGGGCAGUCUUAUUAGUUCAUGGCAGCGGCCCAGGAUGACGUCUGGCUCAAAGGUUUCUUCACGAUGCCAAACCGAAAAUUUUGAGAGCGAGGGCGAUGCCGCCCACCUCAGUGGUUCCGUAUCCGAUAGGCCGUAUACUCCAUUCAUUUCCCCAUCGGCAGGGGGUGGCAGCACCAUCAACAAUCUUUUUUGGUAUGGCGAUGCAGAACCGCCACCCUCGCGGGGCACAGCGACUUUGGGCCGUGAUGGCACUCUACCAGAACUUCCAACCCCAUUGCUGCUGCGAUUUGUGGAGCUUAUUUUUGAAGAUACGGUGAUGAAGAAGCAAAAGCCGGGUUACUUCUGCUCCAAGUGGCGCCAAACGACAAUGGAGAGUGAGAAUCAAAGGCGUAUGACGGCAGACGGGGGGCACCUGUCACGGUUGGUGCAUCCUAAGACGGGUCUCGUCACUUUGCCAAAUUACAAUGAAUUUAUGGACAUUUAUCGUCUCCUAGAGGAUCCGCCCUUGUCGCGCCCUGGGCUUAGAAGGCGCCGGUAUGCUACAUCACGCGGAAGAAGGCGGAGGCAGAUGGCCGAUAUUGCGGUGCCCAAAGAGGCGGCUGACGACACAAAAGAGGAAGAAAUGGAAAAGAAGAGUGAAGAAGAAAGAGAAGAAGUUGUGACACCCAAACCAGUGGACAUGCAGAGCUCGGGGACGGAGGGAGAGUACGAGAUGGAUGAGUCCUCAUCAGAGAGAAGCGUGUCUCCUCAGGACGUCGUGUUCAUGACGGGUGUGCCUCUGCAAGGGGAGCGUGCGUCAGGCCCAAAGAAGUGGGGGAAAAUUAAACCAAAAAAGGUUGUGGUGCAGGAAUUCCCUGUUGAGGAUUCUUGUGGGGGCUCCAAGGAGAAAGAGACACCUCUGCCUGACCCCACUGAGCAUGCGAAUAAGAGAGAAGUGAAGGGACAGAGGGGCCAGCAAAGGCGGAAGCAGUCAGAGCAUUCUCAUGAGCGUUUUCCUCGGGAUAGAAAGGAACAGAAAUUCUCGUCAGCGGUACCGGAGCCUCCCAGUACGAAUGUUCGCAUACUUAUGAAUGAACUUCGUCGCAUGCUGCGUCGCCCUCUUCCAUCUUUGCCUUCCGUUUCCACAAAAAAGGGCAAGUAG